Anneissia japonica is the source of this 488-nucleotide messenger RNA. Its product is annotated as SCO-spondin-like. The annotation marks the transcript as partial. Lineage: Eukaryota; Metazoa; Echinodermata; Crinoidea; Comatulida; Comatulidae. The transcript has 4 exons. The record is from RefSeq and is a predicted model, not a curated record.
GAUCUGGAAUCUGAAUCGUGUUUCAUGGGCAGCUGUCCAGAGGAUUGUGUGUGGACGGAGUGGCAAGCUUGGUCCGAGUGUACCCAGCAAUGUGGAACUGAACAACAAUUUACAUCCAGAGAAAGAAUACCAGAAAGCAAUGGCGGCGAACCCUGUAUUGGGCCUACAACCAAGACCAAGAUGUGCGACCUACCAGCGUGUCCAGUUUGCGAGGAUCCACUUGUUUUCCGGGACUGCUUGGAUGAAUGUGAGCUAAGCUGUGUUGAUCUACGUGGCAACUCCCAAUGUGAGAAUAAUAACACGGAAUGUAAAUACGGAUGCGGCUGCCCAGAGGGUAUGGUGUUGCAAGAUGGAGAAUGUGUCAAGCCAUCUGAAUGUAGAUGCGUUGUUGAUAUGCGUGAGAUAUACGGUCCACUGGCUACACCAGGGCCAAAUGCUGUGUCUGAGAUUGAACCUGGAAUGAGCAUUACACUCGACUGCAUGCAUUG